UCUGCGAAUGCGAAUUUAGCGCCGAUUCCAAUGCUAUGCGAAAUAAGCCCUCAACUCCAUGACGGGAACGGGUUCCUCUUGCACUGCCUCUGCAAGCGAGUGCGAGAGGCGCAUCUCCAAUAUGACUUCAUUGCAGCAUUUCGCAUCCGCUAUGACUGCCUGCCUCAUCAGCAACGAAGACAUAAAACGUGCAAUACCCUACCACCAAACAGAGUAUCACCCUGCUCCACUACAGACCGUGCUGCAUGCUCUAUUCGUACACACAGCUCAUACAUAUUCGAAUUGAAUACAUUUCUAACUCAUCAGCAUGGCCAACCCUCCAACCUCGCCAAAGUUCGACUGGAAGAUGUACCGCUAUGUACCCUCACUACCCGCGGCCAUCCUCUUCCUGAUUCUGUUCAUUGCUUUGACCAUGCUCCACGUAUACUCUUACAUACGACACCGUAAGACAAGUACAAUCUACGUAAUUCUUGGUGGACUUUGUGAAAUCGCAGGCUUUGCCGCGCGUAUAGGCAGCCAUUACAACAAUGCCUCAUGGGCGCCCUUCAUCAUCCAGGGUACUCUGCUCCUCGUCGGACCGCUCUUCUUCGCUGCCACAGUCUACAUGAUGCUCGGACGCACUAUCCGCUACGCCAAUGCAGCUUCCAUAUCGCGAAUAAGUCCGAAAUGGUGUACACGUGUUUUUGUUGCAGCAGAUAUUUCAACACUGAUCGUCCAAGGCCUUGGUGCAAGUCUGAUGGGCACGAUGAAGCUCUCGUUUGCUUUAGCAGGCGAGAAAGUUGUCAUUGCUGGGCUGGCAUUACAAGUUGCUACAUUUGUAAUUUUCACGGCAGCCGCUGUUGACUUCCACGUGCGCAUGAAGAGUGCGUCAAAGACCGCUGACCAUACAGACAACGGUGCGUGGCGAAAGAUGUUGCACGUCUUGUACACACUCAGUUCCCUUAUCUUGUUUCGCUGUAUAUUCAGACUGAUUGAGUACUCCAUGGGUAACGCAGCAUAUCUGAUUGCGCAUGAGUGGACCUUGUACGUAUUCGAUGGGGUACCGAUGUCGGCAGUGCUGGCAUUAUUAUUCGUAUGGCGGCCGAAAGAGGAAAACACAGGCACGGCCAUGAAAGGGCGAACAUCAAGUGAUGGAGAACUCGGUGAUGUGGAGAGUCAAUAAGAGGAGGUCAUAGAGUUGUAGAUGAGGGAGUUUGCAGGAAUUUGGGAGUAAGACCGGGUUUCAAUAUAUCAAUUAGAAACAUACACAUCAUAGUGCAUUGCUAUAAUGGCACAUUGUCAUCGCCAAUAGAUAUGUUACACUUCAAAAACUCCAUUGCCCUCGAAGGCUCUGAGCAUACAACCUGAUCCCCGUC
Molecule: messenger RNA, 1355 nt
Organism: Boeremia exigua
Lineage: Eukaryota; Fungi; Ascomycota; Dothideomycetes; Pleosporales; Didymellaceae
Product: RTA1 like protein-domain-containing protein
Exons: 3
Coding region: 308-1162 (284 amino acids)
Cellular component (GO): membrane
Source: RefSeq, a predicted model, not a curated record